Messenger RNA from Beta vulgaris subsp. vulgaris (sugar beet), 630 nucleotides. RefSeq names its product secreted RxLR effector protein 161-like. The record is from RefSeq and is a predicted model, not a curated record. NCBI's taxonomy places the organism in Eukaryota, Viridiplantae, Streptophyta, Magnoliopsida, Caryophyllales, Amaranthaceae. The transcript has 3 exons. Bases 1 to 630 code for a protein of 209 amino acids.
AUGGUGGCUUAUGCACUGCAAGUUGCUGAGGAGGUGGAUGUCUAUGAUCUAUCUACCUAUAGGGAAGUAGUUACAUAUGAUAUGUUGAGAGCAGCAAAGAACAAGUCUGAUGUUCAGAAGUUGAAGGAGCUUCUUAGUGUCGAGUUUGAGAUGAAGGAUUGGAUAUUGUUAGGGGUUGGCAUGUCAACAACAAAGCCUAUAUAUAUUCCUAGUGCGACCAAUAGUCAUUUGUCGGUUGCUUUUGCACCUAAGUAUGCUGAGGAGAAGGAGUACAUGUCUCGAGUUCCUUAUGCUAGUGUCAUAGGGAGCUUGUUGUAUGCAAUGGUUUUCACUAGGGCAGAUUUUACACAUGCAGUCAAUGUUGUUAGUAGGUUUGUGGGUGAUCCCGGUGAGGAGCAUUGGCAGGCGGUCAAGAGGAUCUUUUGGUAUCUUAGAGGUAUGUCGAAAAUUGGUCUUAUUUAUGAAGGUGAUGUGACAUGUUUCUCUGAUUUUGAUUAUGCUAUGGAUGUGGAUGGUAGGAGAUCUAUGACUAGUUAUGUUUUCACUCUUGGUGGUUCUGUUGUAAAUUGGAAAGCUACUUUGCAACCUACGCUGACGUUGUCAACCAUUGAACAUGAUAUAUGGCCUUGA